Molecule: messenger RNA, 2308 nt
Organism: Ricinus communis (castor bean)
Lineage: Eukaryota; Viridiplantae; Streptophyta; Magnoliopsida; Malpighiales; Euphorbiaceae
Product: PHD finger protein MALE STERILITY 1
Exons: 3
Coding region: 109-2067 (652 amino acids)
Source: RefSeq, a predicted model, not a curated record
GUCCUAUAGUGUCACCUCUCUCUAAUUAAUUUCUUCAUGCUCUUCCUUUCUUUCUUCCUUCCUUUCUUUCCUUGUGUUGGAAAUCUUUCAAUUUUCUAGAGGCCUAUUAUGUCACAUUUGGAACUUGUAACCAGCUGCAAGAAAAGAAAACGAGGGGAGAAGGUGUUCAGAUUCAAGACAUUUGGUGAACAUGGGUAUCCAGUUGAGUUUGAUGGAUCAUUUAGACAAAAUGUUCAAGCACUUCUCGAAUUUGGUUAUUCUGAGAGUAAUAUCUGUAGUGGAAUUCCAAGUUGGUCUUUUCAGCUUGAAGUUAGCUGCCACCCUCCUUUCCAUAUCUUGUUAUUUGUCAUUGAAGAGCCAAUUGAUGCUUCUCUUGAUCACCACUGCAAGCAUUGCCUUUAUGUUGGCUGGGGGCACCAUCUGAUUUGCAACAAAAAGUAUCAUUUUGUGCUGCCAUCCAAGGACACAGUCAUUGCUUUCCUGAACUGUGAAGGCAACUUUGAUGAUACAAUUUCAGUGAGGAGUAAGAUCAAUAUGGUGGAUUUACAAGGCCAUAUCUUGCACGGUGUAUUUCAUUCUAAUGGAUUUGGACAUUUGCUAUGUGUUAAUGGAAUGGAAGCUGGUUCCAACUUGGCCGGACGGCAGAUCAUGGAAUUCUGGGAUCGUUUAUGCACUGGAUUACAAGCAAGGAAAGUGAGUUUGAAUGAUAUUUCACAAAAGAGAAGCAUGGAACUGAGGCUACUCCAUGGCAUUGCAUAUGGGGAGCCUUGGUUUGGACAGUGGGGUUACAAAUUUGAGCGAGGAAACUUUGGUGUCACUCAACCAAUCUACCAAAAGGCCAUAGAAUCUAUUCAAGGCAUGCACUUAUCUAUACUACUACAUUAUCUUGCCAAUUCUAAUCAUGAUCUUCCAGGCAUUAUGUCUAGGUACCAAACACUAUCAGACUAUUCAUUGGCCACACUGGGUGACCUUCUCCACUUCAUGUUCGAGCUUAAAGCUCGACUUCCUGAAGAAAAGUGUAUUGAUUCCUAUAGCACAGGGAUUGCCAUGGAACCUACUUGUAGAUGGUCUCCCAAGCGAAUCGAAAUGGCAACUCGAGUAAUCAUUGAAGCCCUGAAAAGAGCUGACUUUAGGUGGGUUUCAAGGCAAGAAGUAAGGGAUGCUGCUCGUGCAUAUAUUGGUGACACAGGGUUACUAGACUUUGUGCUCAAGUCACUUGGAAAUCGUAUAGUGGGAAACUAUUUAGUUCGCAGGAGCUUGAAUCCAGUUACAAAGGUUUUGGAAUACUGCUUGGAAGAUGUUUCAAAUGUAUUUCCUGCCCAAGAAAGCUUGAGCAUUAACAAUUCUAAAGUGAAGGGUAGAUACAAGAUAACCAAAUCUCAAGUGAUUAGGGAUAUCUACUACUUUUAUAAAUAUAUCCUUAAAGACCAAAAGCAGACUCUCAACUUGGGAAUUUUUACUGCAAUACAAGCUGCUGCAAGGAUAAUUCUUGACACUAAAUUUCUUGCCAAAGAUUAUCAUAUAGAAUUGCCUUCUAGAAUUGACUUAGGACUAGGAGGGAAACUGAAACUCUACUGCACAGUCGUUUUAAGAAACGAUGAAGAAACCAGUGAAGGUAUCAACAAGGCAAUGCCACCAUUUGAACGUAUCACAAUGAAAGCUAAUGCUACUUUUGAUGAGCUUAAGCAAGAAGUGGAAAAGCAUUUCAGUGAGCUAUACUGGGGAUUGAGAAGCUUCAUUGCAGAGUCGAUACUGAACCUGAAUACAAAUGGCAGCGAUCUAGUAUUUGGACAAGUUGAAAUGGGUCAGAAAAUCGUGGUCGAAGGUAGCAAUAAUGAGAGAGGGAUGAUUAAUCAGUUGAUAUAUGAAAGUGGUCUUAAUAGCAAAAUUUUCGAUUGCCCUUGUGGAACCAAAGAUGAUGAUGGUGAAAGGAUGGUAUCAUGUGAUAUUUGUGAGGUUUGGCAGCAUACCAGAUGUGUUCGGAUCCCAAACCAUCAAGAAAUCCCUCAUAUAUUUCUCUGCAGUCGGUGUGAACACGAAAUCACAAUCUCACCUUCUCUACCAUAGCAACACUCAGUUUUUCGUUUUCCUAUUCCUUUUAGUUCUUUAACCAUAUUGUUGAAGCAUAUUAGAAAGAAAGUUGAAGUGGUAACAGAAAUGUGCAUAAUCAGGCAUCAAUUUUAUCCAGCAGCUGAUAUAUAAUACAUCACUGCUUUAGCAACUACUUUACUCAAACAACAUACAAACUUCUCUUUAAUAGUGCGCCUUUCUUUUGGCAAAUUACAUUACUCCAGUACCACGAGCUCAU